Molecule: messenger RNA, 1638 nt
Organism: Hirsutella rhossiliensis
Lineage: Eukaryota; Fungi; Ascomycota; Sordariomycetes; Hypocreales; Ophiocordycipitaceae
Product: sugar transporter domain-containing protein
Exons: 5
Coding region: 1-1638 (545 amino acids)
Biological process (GO): carbohydrate transport; transmembrane transport
Cellular component (GO): plasma membrane
Molecular function (GO): carbohydrate:proton symporter activity
Source: RefSeq, a predicted model, not a curated record
AUGAAGUCACUUCGACAGCGGGAGCGUCCCGCGACGCAGGAACACGAGGUCAACGGGGUUGUCGAGCGGGACAAGAGCUCCCGCGUCCUCGCUGACGGCAAGAAGACGGAAAGGGCCCGGGAAAAGGUGACGCUUCUUGCGUGCGUCCUCGGGGCCGUCGCCAGUCUCGGCGGCUUCAUCUUUGGCUAUGUCAGCGGCCAGAUCUCGGGCUUCUUCCUCAUGGGCGACUAUGCCCGGCGCUUCGGCUCGCUCCAGGCCGACGGCUCGUACACAUUCAGCGCCUCCCGGCAGGGCACCAUCGUCGGUCUGCUCAGCAUCGGCUCCCUGUUUGGCGCCCUCGUUGCCGGCAAGAUGGCCGACACGAUUGGCCGCCGCCUGUCCAUUUCCCUCUCGGCAUUCUUCACCUGCGUCGGCACCGCCAUCGAAAUCUCGUCGUCGACCAGCUGGCCCCAGUUUGCCGCCGGCCGCCUCGUCACCGGCCUGAGCAUCGGCGCCAUGUCCGUCGUCGUGCCCAUGUACCAGUCGGAGAGCGCGCCGGCCGUGAUUCGGGGCGUCAUCAUCUCCUCGUACCAGCUGCUCAUCACCCUGGGCAUCUGGACCGCUGAAAUGGUCAACUGGGGCACCGAGUCGAUGCAGUCGAGCGCUUCGUGGCGCAUCCCCAACGGCCUCUCCUUUGCGUGGGCUCUGAUCCUGGGCACGAGCAUGCUCUUCCUGCCCGAGAGCCCCCGGUAUGCCUACAGCCGCGGCCGGAUCCACGAGGCACGCGUCUCCAUCGCCCGGCUGAGCGGCUUGGCCUCCGACUCGGACAUUGUCAACCGCCAGAUUGCCGACAUCCAGGCCAAGCUCGACGAGGAGAGCGAGUGCGCCGCCGAGUUUAGCUUCGUGGAAAUAUUCACGGGGCCCCGGAUGCUCUACCGCACCGUCCUUGGCGUCGUCCUUUGCGCCGGUCAGCAGCUGAGUGGCGCAAACCUGUUCUUCUACUUUGGCACGACGGUAUUUGCGGCGACGGGCAUCAGCAACAGCUACACGACGCAGGCCAUUCUCGGCUCCGUCAACGUCGUCUGCACCAUUGCCGGCCUGUGGAUCAUCAAGCGCUUCGGCCGUCGCGUCACGCUUAUGGCUGGUGCCGCCUGGAUGAUGGUGUGCUUCUUCGUCUAUGCCUUUGUGGGCCACUUUGCCCUAGACCCUGUCGACCCGAUGCAGACACCCAGGGCCGGCUCUGCCCUCGUCGCCUUUUCGUGCCUUGCGAUUGCCGCCUUUGCCGUCAGCUGGGGCCCGCUGGUGUGGACAGUCAACGCCGAGCUCUACCCGCCGCGGUACAGGGGCACUUGCAUGAGUCUUGCCACAGCCUCCAACUGGUUCUGGAACUUCAUGCUAUCCUUCUUCACUCGCUUCAUCACCGACCAAAUCGACUACCUAUACGGCCUCGUCUUUGCCGUUUGCUGUGCCGCCCUCGUCGUCAUUGUCUUCUUCUUCGUCAUUGAAUCCAAGGACCGCACGCUCGAGGAGAUUGACACCAUGUACGUCCGCCGCGUCAACGCCAUCAAGUCGAGCGACUGGGAGACGAGCGACUAUCGCCGAGAGGAUCGGGCCACCAGCGAGACGGGAAGUGUGAGCGAAGAGGUCAGGGGUCACUGA